ACGCGGUUCACACGCCUCAAGCAGAUUUAAGUAGUUUACGCUAAGUCUUUAAAGCAUACAGUGGUGGAAGUUUGAGCAUUUCGGGAACCCCAAGCAUGGAAAUGGAGAUGCAGAAGAAAAUGAUGAUGGGUCUUUUCCUCCUCUUGAUCAUGCUAUCUGGUGUGAGAGCUUGGACCGGAGAAAUCCAUGGCAGAGUGGUCUGUGACGUAUGUGGGGAUUCUUCUAUUGGACCUGAGGACCAUGCUUUGGAAGGUGCAGAGGUAGCUGUUCUUUGCAUUACGAAAUCCGGGGAGGUGCUCAACUAUCAAGCAUUCACGAAUUCAAAGGGGGUGUACGCAGUAGCUGAGACAAUGCCAGAUAGUGAUCGCUGGGAUUCAUGCUUGGCAAGGCCAAUGAGUAGCUUCCAUAAGCAUUGUGUCCAACUGGCUGAUGCCAAUUCUGGGGUCAAGUUCAGUUACAAUCAUCCAUCAGGUUAUUCUCUUGCCAUCAGGCCAUUCCUCUAUCGGCCUGCCAAUGUUCCGAUGUACUGCAUAUGAAUGUUAUGCUUUAUAUAUAAAUGUAUGAUAAAAAAUAUAGAUUUGUGCUAAUGAGAACAAGGAACAAUAUGAAAUGAUAUUUUCUUCAAAUUCCUUGGAUA
Molecule: messenger RNA, 637 nt
Organism: Macadamia integrifolia
Lineage: Eukaryota; Viridiplantae; Streptophyta; Magnoliopsida; Proteales; Proteaceae
Exons: 2
Coding region: 96-536 (146 amino acids)
Source: RefSeq, a predicted model, not a curated record